GUGUGUGUGUGUUUUGGGUUCAGGAUUAGGUGGACGAUGAACAUGUCUGGCGGUCCCCCAGGGGAGGAGCUCACGGAUGAGGAGAAAGAGAUCAUCAACAGUGUACUGGCUCGUGCAGCCAUGAUGGAGAACAUGGAGCAAGAGAGGAUUGGGCGUCUUUCCAGUCGCCUGGAUAAUAUCAAGAAGACAGCGUGUGGUGACGGACAGUCGCAGUGUUUGUUGUGUGGGGCGUCUUUUGGACCACAGGGGGUCACAGCUGUUCUCUGUGUGCAGUGCAAAAAACACAUGUGCAGCAAAUGUGGGAUAUGGAGCAACAGCAGAACAUGUCCUAUGUGGCUGUGCAGAAUCUGCAACGAAGACCAAGAGGUACAAAAGCGUUCAGGAGCUUGGUUCUUCAAGGGGAGAGACCAGCAGAGUCUGCCUCCUCCCCUCCCUCUGUCCAGACCUCGACAGUCCAGCACAGAGAGCAGUCCUGGUCCAGCAGGCCAAGAUGGCUCACAGGAACCUACAACAUAUCGUCAGCGAUAUGAGCUCAGUGCAGAGCCACAGCAGCAGCAGUCCUGUGGGUCAGAACAAUGGGAGCAGACAGCAAGAACAACAGCUGACAGCUAUAAUGAGGGUCAGUCCUGUCCAGCAGCUGUAAUGAAGACUGAGAGACAUGUGUUAGCUUCCAAACCACCUCGGGCAAACACACAGCAGGCCGCCCCCACCUCAGAAAACAGACACCCAGAGCUGGAAGAGACAGUGUCUCCUCCAGCUGUGGAGGCAAAAAGACAGCCUGUUGUCUCCAGCUCCUUUUCAUCACAUAUUCCCGCAACCAGAAUAAUGCCACCUGUUAAUCCACCAGUCAACGCCCCUGCACCCCCACACCCCCCACCUGAUCGAACAGAGGAUGAGGACAACGACUACGACUCAGAUGAUGCCACCACUUUAGGAUGUCUGGAGUUCAGUCUCCUUUACGAACAGGAGAACCAUGCUCUACACUGUUGUCUCAUUAAAGCUAAGGGUUUAAAGCCAAUGGACUCAAACGGACUUGCUGACCCGUAUGUGAAGCUGCACCUUUUACCUGGAGCCAGCAAG
Molecule: messenger RNA, 1080 nt
Organism: Micropterus salmoides (largemouth bass)
Lineage: Eukaryota; Metazoa; Chordata; Actinopteri; Centrarchiformes; Centrarchidae
Product: rabphilin-3A-like
Exons: 8
Biological process (GO): intracellular protein transport
Molecular function (GO): small GTPase binding
Source: RefSeq, a predicted model, not a curated record